Molecule: messenger RNA, 4289 nt
Organism: Lethenteron reissneri (Far Eastern brook lamprey)
Lineage: Eukaryota; Metazoa; Chordata; Hyperoartia; Petromyzontiformes; Petromyzontidae
Product: gastrula zinc finger protein XlCGF26.1-like
Biological process (GO): regulation of transcription by RNA polymerase II
Cellular component (GO): PcG protein complex; transcription regulator complex; chromatin
Molecular function (GO): DNA-binding transcription factor activity, RNA polymerase II-specific; RNA polymerase II cis-regulatory region sequence-specific DNA binding
Source: RefSeq, a predicted model, not a curated record
CAUGUAAUCACCGACACGUGUUUCUGCGUGACGUCACGAAACUCCAGGAGCCGCAGCGCUUUGCUCGUUACUCGGUUUGAUCCGAGAUUUCCAGUAGGGGCGGGUCAGAAAUUACAACAACAAACACCGAUAGGAGUGCAACGUAUAUGAAAGAUAAAUCAAUCACAUGGAGCUGGGAGACUCGGCACAGGCUGCAAUUAAAAGGCACAAAUGCUUCCAGUGUCCAUACAGCACGGAUCAGAUGAGCAACUUGAAGAACCAUCACAGAACUCACACUGGAGAGAAGCCCUUCAAGUGCACUGUGUGUGGGAAGGCAUUUGCGCAAUCGCCAUAUCUUAAAAUACACCAGAGAACACACACAGGCGAGAAGCCUUUCAUUUGCACUGUGUGCGGGAAGACGUUUACAUGGUUAUCGAAUCUUGACAGCCAUCGGAAAACACACACAGGCGAGAAGCCUUUCAAGUGCACUGUGUGUGGGAAGAUAUUUACAUGGUUAUCGAAUCUUGACAUCCAUCAGAAAACACACACUGGUGAGAAGCCCUUCAAAUGCAGUGUGUGUGGGAAGACAUUUACACAGUCAUCACACCUUGACGGCCAUUACAAAACACAUACUGGUGAGAAGCCCUUCAGGUGCACUGUGUGUGGGAAGGCAUUUACACGGUCAUCACAUCUUGACAGCCAUCAGAAAACCCACAGUGAGGAAAAACCCUUCAAAUGCACUGUAUGUGAGAAGGCAUUCAAAGAAUCGGGAUCUCUUCAUAUUCACCAGAGAACACACACAGGUGAGAAGCCUUUUAAGUGCACUGUGUGUGGGAAGACAUUUUCACGGUCAUCAUAUCUAAACAGCCAUCAGAAAACACAUACUGGUGAGAAGCCCUUCAAGUGCACUGUUUGUGAGAAGUCAUUUACACGGUCAGGAACUCUUCAGGAUCAUCAGAGAACACACACAGGCGAGAAACCUUUUGUGUGCACUGUAUGUGAGAAGACAUUUAAAGAUUCAAGAUCUCUUCGUAUUCAUCAUAGAAUACACACAGGAGAGAAGCCCUUCAAGUGCACUGUGUGUGAAAAGACAUUUUCAUGGUUAUCGAAUCUUGAUAGACAUCAGAAAACACAUACUGGUGAAAAACCCUUCAAAUGCACCAUAUGUGAGAAAGCAUUUAAAGAUUCAGGAUUGCUUCGUAUUCAUCACAGAACACACAUGGAUGAGAACCCCUUUCAGUGCACGGUGUGUGGUAAAGCAUUUGCAGACUCCGAAGGCCGAAAGAGGCAUGAGAAGAUCCAUGAGGAGGAGGUGGAAUCGAGAAGUGAAAGUCAAAGCCCAUCUCGCAUGGAACAAGAACCAGAAGACGACCCCAGUUUUAAAACAUGGCCAGGAGUGAAGGUGGAAUGUGAAGAUUUUACUCCAAGACCCAACCUCCAGGUGGAUGGAAGCAGGGUGAAGCAGGAGGAGCAUUCGGACUGAGGGAGAGCGAGGUAACCUCCAGGAGUUUGUGGAGGAAUCAUGAGUGAAGAUUUUGGACAGAGCAGAGUAGGAGGGUGUUGCCCAUUUGAAGUGAAGUUUGAGAAUAUCUGUAACCAGGAAAGUGACACAAAAUCUCCUUAGCGUUCACCUUAUUCACAGGCUUCUCUCAUUACAAGAAUGCAAGCAACUGUAGACAUCCAGCCAGAGUUGAGCUUUCAUUGAAUCUAGCUGCCCCAAAGUUUUGGAACCACCGAAGAAUGUUCACCUCCAUAGCAUCGCCAUUCUACCACCUAUGUUCUCAUUGACUCUCGGACCCGACCCUUUAGGUGGACGGAAGCAGCGUAUCAUUCCGCGUUACUCAGCCACAUAGCUCAAGGAAGUAGUUGUCAACCGGUCAAAUACUGUGUUAUAACGGUGCAUGUUCCGCGUUGUGUAAAAAGCAAAAACACGUGUGCACACUAUGUGUUAUGCGAGGACUUACUGUACCUUUCGGUUUUCUCUCAUUCAAAUAGAUUUUUCAACUGCAUUUACUUUAAUUUUAUUUCAUUUACGUUUUCAGCUUUUUCUAACAUUUUAUUGUAUGUCGUGUUUCAAAUGCACCAAAACGCUUGCCUAUCACGGGUUAUCCCACUGAGGAUUUGACUUCGCGCAAAAGUUAUUGAGGUACAGUUUACCGAUUGCAUCUUCCUGUGGCUCGACCAUUCAUGGUUGACAUUUACAGUUUGCCUUUGUUGUUGCAACUUGCUCCUAUGGCCUUACUGGACAUCUGUGAAAAAGAGCUUCAUAGCUCAUCGGUUUCCUGCAGGAUAAAUAAAUAUUAUGAUUCUGAUCAUAAAGAAGCCCUGUACAGAUACUCUAACUAUACUGUUCGCGAUUAUGAUGCUGCUGCCGCAGAAGACCAUAUAUGUAGUGAGUUCAAGGAGACGUAGACGACGUAGUCGGAGGCACACUUAUUUAUUCAACCAAAGGGCAGAACACAAUACUUGAAGGGGUAACGGCCUCUUCACCCAUCUAAUAUGGAGACACCCUGAGCGCUAGCCCGGCUAGUCUGCUCCCAGGUCCUCCACUAGAGAGCUAGGGGAGGCUAGCUGAUCCCGCUCUGGCCAAGCUAGGAUCUAGGCACCCUUAGCCAACCAGACCGGCUCUUACAAGAGCAUCGGCUCUUACAAGAGCAUCGGCUCUGGGCCCUCAGAGCCGCGCCGCUGGCUUGCCCUGGUCGGUCCUUAGAAGGACAGCGAGCCAGGGGAGUCCCAGGGCCUAUCCUGCUGGUCUUCACUCUUCGCUGGUUAAGCUGUAAUACUCGACCCCGAGCUCACCGGCUCCCCGCCUUAUAUAGCAACUCCCCCCCGAGGGGUGGGAUAACAGCGCCGUUACAGCCCCCUAGGGCUAACCGAUGCGGACGUGGAUGUAGGCACCCUUACGCGUGCAGGCGCAAACACCCCUUGUGUGUUUGUUUGCCCUCCCAUAACACCCCUACAUAUGCAACGCCGUCUUGUACCAGGUCACAUGGUUUAUCCCAGCCCCCAGUGGGGAGGCAGAGGGCUUGAGCCGCCCGCCAUUUUUAUCUCGCUACAUAAUGUUUUUCCCCAUUCUAUACAUUUAACGUACAAGUUGUAUUUAACAUGGUAGAACAUUCUUGAUUUGAAGCUUUUGUGACUGCAGGAAUCCAUAUUCUUUGGUUCUUUCAAUAAAGUCACGUAGGUAGAAAAAUAAAACGAAAUUAAAAUAAUAUAUCACGCCGUUUCGAUCGCAACAAGCGGUCGUCCUCGGGCGGAAAAAAUUAUCCAGCAGUGGAACUGCUGAACCAGCGAGAGAGCUGUUACAACAAGGUUAUAUAUGUGUAAUAAAUUACUCUUCCACGUUGUCUGUCUCCGUUGUCCUUUAUUUGGGUUCUUACAACUUUACCCCACACGGCCCUCGCUCAGAGCCCUCCGCUUGGCAGCUUGACAGCUGCCAUCGCUCACGUAGCCUUUUCCCCACUCCCGAUGCAGCUCCGCUGCAGGCGUCGCUCACGUAGCCUUUUCCCCCCUUGUGCAGUCUCUCAGCUGCCCUCGCUGCAGCCCCACAGCUGCCGAGUUCCACCGCGUGGCGAUCGCGCCACUCUCCACCCUCUGCCCUGCGUGGCCUCCUCCUGUCUUUAUUCUCCCACUCUCUUCCCGUCUCUUCCGGUUACCGCCCUUAAGAGCUUACCCCUCUCCCCCACGUGACCUAACCCCUCCCCCCGUAACGUCAUAUCCGCGAGGCCGUUUACGCCCGCAUUACACCACCCUCCCCCGUGGAGAAAAUUCCAGCCGUCCUCGGCUGAACAACAACAACAACAACAAGUAAUGCGAGCGACCAACAACCAUCAGAAAUGCAAGGACAACGAAGCAUACAAUAAAUAUAACAAUAACAACAGGAACAAGAACAGUAUCAAUCAACGAAAAAUAAGGGACUUCGAUCGCGCGCGGGUCGCCGGCCCGUCCCGGACGGGCGGCGGCCCCCCUGCAGACCGAGGACGUGACGGGGUUUUAAGAGCGACAGGAUCAAGACUUCCUGUCGCUAUUGGAGGCCCGCCAACGCCACGGUCCCGUUUCCCCGAAGGGCCAGAGUCCGGGGUGUCCCGCAAUCGUAUCCGCGGCUGGGUCGGAAGGGCGGCAGGGCUCGGCGUCCCCGCAGCCGUGGUAGGCCCACCCCGAGCAGAGUCCCCUGUCUCCUGCAGUGUCACGGCCGGCUUGUCUGUAAAAGGCACGACAGGCGCUCUUGCAGGGUCAACAGGCACAGGCAAGGGUGCGUCGGCAGCAACAGACACCGGCAAGGCAACAUCAGGAGAUUGUGCAUCCGUUUG